Molecule: messenger RNA, 1928 nt
Organism: Sphaerulina musiva SO2202
Lineage: Eukaryota; Fungi; Ascomycota; Dothideomycetes; Mycosphaerellales; Mycosphaerellaceae
Product: transcription initiation factor IIE, beta subunit
Exons: 2
Coding region: 64-942 (292 amino acids)
Biological process (GO): transcription initiation at RNA polymerase II promoter
Cellular component (GO): transcription factor TFIIE complex
Source: RefSeq, a predicted model, not a curated record
AUAUCCCAUCGACACACUCCCGCCAGGAACACAUCUCCCACGCUAUCGAAUCCUCACUCCACCAUGUCUCUCUCCUCCAAGUUUGCCUCCUACAAGCAAGAGCUGGCCGAUACUGCGAGUCGAAACAUCGCUUCCGCCCGUCCCGCUGGAUCCUCGACCGUCCCUACGCGCACAUCGACUCCCAAACCCGCCGCGCCUGCUGCCUCGGCAGACACCCCAAAGCGCACUCACGAAGAGGCUUUCAGCGCGGCUGCAGCGCCAGGCGUACCUCAAGCGUCGGGCCAGGAGCUCUUGACUCAAGUGCACUACGCGAUCGACAAGCUGAAGCAGAACAAGCUCGAGGCGAUCGCAUUCGACGACCUCAUUAAUUACCUUUCCUUGCCGAUUGACGCACAACGUAGGAUUCCGCUCAUCAAACGUGCCCUCCAGGACAGCGACCGUGUAGAAUACAUCCCUAAGAAAAGCAGCGCCAACGGCAAAGAAUCCUUUCGCUAUCGUCCCAAGCACCCGGUCACAAAUGCCGAGGAGCUGAAGAACUACCUUGCUCGCCAGCAGACGGCUCAAGGAAUUCCCGUGAAAGAUCUCAAAGAUGGCUGGCCAGAUUGCCAAAAGGCCAUCGAUCAGCUCGAACGUGAACACUUCCUCCUCGCAACCCGGAACAAGAAGGACAAUACAGCUAAGAUGAUCUGGCCCGACUCCCCAGCCUGUCACGUCGAAAUUGCCCUCGAAUUUCGAGACUUCUGGUUAAAGACGAAGUUGCCGACGACAGAGGGGGAGGUUCGCAAUGAGUUGGAAAAGGCUAGCAUCACGCCAACCAGUCAGGUGAAGGAGCUGAGGAGAGAUCACAUGAAGAAGAAAGACCGAAAGAGACCCAACAGGAGAGGCGGCAAAACGACAAACCAGCAUAUGGUGGGAAUUCUCAAGGACUAUACACGGAAGUGAGGAUAUGAGCCACGGGACAUAUCGAGGGAGAUUCCGAGAGGUUGACUUUAGCGAGGCGUUGGUGGAUUCGGUCUGAUUAGACCCAACAAUAAGAACAGACAAGUCAUUGCUGAGGACGAGAUUGUCGCUCGCAGGUCACGAGGGACUCGCACUCUGUGUGCUGGAAAAUGUUACAAAGCGGGGCUAUAUCAGAAAUGGAGACAAUCUUGGCAGAGCUGCAGACACGAUAUCUCACAGGCCACCUAGUCACUACAAGCUCGCUUUCGACACCUUGCACGAAGUACUUGUUGAGAGUCUCGAACCUCUUGCUGAGACCGACAUAGUGAGAUUGGCGCGUUGUUACAGCCCUUACCACAGGUUCAGGCAUUCUGCUACAGACGCGACCAGACGACACUGGCUGUCGUGGUAUGCUAGUCAGGGCCCAGAAUGCCUACUACCGCGGAUUAGCACACAGUCAGCAUAUACCACAAUGUGUUUAGUUGGUCAGUGGAGGAGUCUGAGCCCACACCACGUACACAGACAGCUAAUAUGAGCAAGACACGACAUCAAGAACCUAUCUUGAGCUGAGCCCACACCACGUACACAGACAGCUAAUAUGAGCAAGACACAACAUCAAGAACCUAUCUUGAGCCACAGCGAGAGGGUGCAAAGCAAGUCGUAGAUCAUGUGCAGCAUCUAUAACGGUACGUGGACUGGUAGGAACUGCGUUCGUUGGUGUCAUGGUGUCACUGCAUGUCAGACGCGUGAAACUCAGCCCAGAACACGUUCACCACUGAGCACUAUGUUGGUACCAAGCACAAGCAACUGGAGUUAGGGAGACCAACAUACUGAGCUGAAGAACAGGUGGUCAGCACACUGCGGCCACAUCUCACACGUGCUCACUGGAGAACUGCCUGACCAUAUAAACACCACACGAUGUCCAGUCCUGUAAGCUUCUCACCAAGCACAUCAAGCAUACUAUCAAGUAGCACCAAGACACUCGUGAA